AUGGGGGCAACCAUGUCCUCCUCAGCCGUCGCUCCGUCCGCCCGCUACUACUUCUGCCACAGAUGCUUCCUCGCCACCGUGCUCGCCGCCGGCGCGGCUUGCCCUCUUUGCGGCGGCGCCUUUGUCGAGGAGAUCAACAUCCCCCCCUCCGAAGCCCCUAACCUAAACCCUAACCGUAGCUUCUUCUUCACAACCGGCUGCCUCUCCACCUCCCCCGCCUCCUUCGUCCUCCGCUGCCGUGCCGACGCCGACGCCUUCUUCCGCUCCGAGAUAUCCCCCUUGGGCCACCUCACACGCUACCCCACUCGACGCCCUCCUUUUCCCUUGGCCUAUCUAGAGGCCAGCAUCGACCACCUCCUCGCCCGCGGCUCCCGUGUCCACGCCGGCUCUGACCUCACAAUUGGUAGGUUGGCCGGCCGGAUCAACCUCCAAGGUCGCGACCGCGACAUCUUCACCACUCCGGCAGCCAGAGGGGCCAUCGCCGCCCUUAGGGACAUCGAGAUCAAUGCGGGGCCACAAGGGGGGCAGUCGUGCAUGGUGUGCUUGGAGACCCUGGAGGUUGGGACCGUCGCGAAGAGGUUCCCGUGCAAGCACGUCUUCCACAAGGAGUGCAUUACCGAGUGGCUGCGGCGGCAGCACACCUGCCCGGUCUGUCGGUUCCCGCUGCUGACGGAGGAGGUGGGUGGGCCGAGUCACACCGUGUUUAGGGUCGUAAUCCCCCCACUUUCAUCGGGUCUGAAUCUCGAUCGGAACAUAGUAGUACUUGAUCAGGAGGUGAGGGGCCAGCCUCAAACUCCGCCUUGCCGAUGGGCGUAA
This is a messenger RNA of Ananas comosus (pineapple), 816 nucleotides long. Its product is annotated as E3 ubiquitin-protein ligase RING1-like. Lineage: Eukaryota; Viridiplantae; Streptophyta; Magnoliopsida; Poales; Bromeliaceae. Gene Ontology annotation, biological process: protein ubiquitination. The record is from RefSeq and is a predicted model, not a curated record. Gene Ontology annotation, cellular component: cytoplasm. Bases 1 to 816 code for a protein of 271 amino acids. The transcript has a single exon. Gene Ontology annotation, molecular function: ubiquitin protein ligase activity.